Messenger RNA from Caenorhabditis auriculariae, 4856 nucleotides. The record is from the annotation of a GenBank genome assembly. Lineage: Eukaryota; Metazoa; Nematoda; Chromadorea; Rhabditida; Rhabditidae.
AUGCAGGCGAAGAAAAAGGAGCCCAAAGUCCCUAAAAGGUCAAAAGGUUUUCAUUCUCACUUUUCCUGUAGCACUUCCUCUCUUUUCAAUAGAAAAAUCAACUUACAAAACAAAAAAGAAAAAGGAGUUGGAAAUCAUCCAGCAAGAGCUGGGACUCGACGACGUUUGGGCCGACAGGUUUUUUUCCCCUCACUAGGGAACUACGCGAACUCGUAUUCACGGAUCCAGUCCAAACUGUGGUGUUUUGAAGAUCUAGGUAAGGGUACUUGAAAAAAGGCAAUAUUAUCUGCUAAACCCAAUAAGGUAGCGAGCAAAAACUUUUUGGAAAUGAACACUUUAGGCUUGAAAAUUAUCAAAUUUCUACUUUUCUCCAUCUUUUAGCUGGAAAAAAGUUUUUUAGCGUUUAUUAUAGCCGAUCAUUCAAGGCGAUUGUAUUAAAAUAUAAAAUAAGGUAAAAAGUGGUAUUCCGAAAACUUUCAGGCCCUAUCUGCACAAUUUCCACAAAUUCUUUCUCAGUUCUAUAUCGGGUUUAGCAGAUAUUCUCUCUUGUUUUCAAGUAUUCUGACUUAGGUCCAUAAACCACUAAGGUUUGAACUCGAUCUGCGAAUACGAGUUCGCGUAGUUUCCGAGUCAGCAUUCUCGCUUCGACAAACAUUCGAUUUUUAGAGCCUACAUGGCUGGAUUCAUCCUUCUGUUAGCCAUAAACAUUCUUCUGAUUGUCCUGCCCUUCCGGAUAACAGAAGAUACUGUCAUGCCGGUUGGUUUUUCAACAGGAAAUUUGAAUUUUCCGUUUUCAGGAUUAUCAAAGCUCCUCCUCGAAAUGGGAUAAGCAUCGCGCCAGAGUCGCCAUCUAUUCAGAAAGCUUGCACUGCGCUAUUUAUAUGAAGUAUGGAUUCUUUUAUUGAGAUUUUCGAAAGGCCCGAGGCGGACUCUAAUCUUUUCCUGCGUAUUUUCAAAAAAUCACGGAAUAAAGCAAAAAUCUUUCUUGAGAAGGAGGCUCCAGCUCCCGCCUUGCGUCUUUAGCAUUUUAGCCGGUUUUUUUCCUUUCAUGACAAUAAAAAAGCUCGUCAAAUCUUACGAAUGCGCUCAAACGCAAGUUCGAAACAAAGAAAAAUGUAAGAGACUCAGUCUUUCAUUGGCAUUUGAAUCUCCUCAACCACAAAAGCCGAAUUUUUAGAAUUUUCAGAAAAAAUACUAUGAAAAUUUUUUUCGCUAUUUUUUUCCAGCUUUUUUUGUGUGUGGCUAUAAAAGUUAUAACCAAAAUGAGCAAAAAAUAAAAAUUUUGACAAAACAAUUGACUCGCGAGCCACGUAGCUGAAAAUUAGAAGAUGAAUGGGAUAUUUGAAAUCGAUAGUUUUGAAUUCGCAAGUCCCGACUAGUUUUAUGCGGUUAAGACGUUCGUCGUUGUGAAGGAUCGGAAAACUCUAGACUGAGAUUAGAUGGAAACCAACUUUUCUCGAAAUGAAGUCGUUUCGCGGCAGGAGAUUGAUGCUGAACGACGCCGGAAUCGCGGCGACGUCGGUUCUGGGGCACUUUUGCGUCGCUUUCGCGUGUCCAUACACGGCUCACGAAAACUCCAGCAAUCUCCACUACACCAUCGCCUCCUACGUCGACGAAGAAUCUAGAAAUGUCUGAUCUUUUUUUUUCUAUCAAUUUUUUUAUUUUUCAGAAACUGACUUUCGUCGAUAAAAUUUGGUAUGUAUUAAAGAGCGUACUUGAAAAAAACUUUAUAGGGACCAACAAAAAUUCGAAGUUGGGAUUUUCAUCGAGAAGGAACCACCUAAAGUGAGCUUAUUGGUUUUUAGAUUUGUACUAAAUAAAAAAGUUUAACUGAGCGGAUUCAAGCAAUUUCAGGUUUUGCUCGGGAUGGUAAAUAAUGAAACAUAUCCGAUGAUGCAAGCGACGUGGAACGGAAAAGCUCGAACUGGUCGUCAGUUGCCCUCUUUUAUUUCCCAGUCGCUCUUUUCAGGUUAUAUCCCAAAGUUUGAAAUCAGCAACGCCCUUUUCGAAGCAGUGGACAUGGCGAACCGAUCGCUCGGGUCAGGGAAAUACAUGGACCCCGUUUCGGCCAAGGCUGCCAUCGAACUCAUUGAGAAUCGGACGAACAAGUCGGCCAAAGAUCCUGAGUUGUACGACUCCAAAAUGCAAGUUCUUCUAGAAAACUUUUCCGAACACUGCUUCCAACUUGAAAAAAUUGAAGAAUGAUGCGAAUUCGAGCGUAAAAUAAAAAGCUUUGCGUACUGGCGGACUUUUUCAGGCUGUUGCAGCCAGGAGACCUUUUGAACUCGUCCAUGAACUACAAAAUUGAUUGGAAAACUCUCACCAGAAGUCAGUUUUCAGCUCUUUUUAAUUGGGAUUUUAUCAUCAACUCAUGCAAAGUCGUUGCAUUAUGUUUCAGAAGGACACUGACAAGCAAAACAUUUUAUUUUUUACCAAAACACUUUUUUAUGGAGCUUAAAUUUCUUGUAGCUUUGCGGCAUUGUGGAAAAUAUAUGAAAGACGCGCGUUGUAUGAUUUCCGAUUCUCGAAAAUUUAUUUCUUAUAAUCAUUUGCACCGAAAACAAUUUGCGCAUGUUGGCACCCUAAAAAACGCGAAUCAUGCAUCAUUGUCUAAAUCUUGAUUUUUUUCUUUCUGACUUUAUUAUCUUUUCAAACUUCAGGUGGGAAAGGCGGCGGAUUAUACACCUUGUCGUUGGGAUUCAAAUUCCAGCUUCGCUUUGCAAAAACCAGGUCCACCUCAGUAUUAGCGGCCUUUUACGUUUCUCUCGUUCACAGUAAGUCAAGAUUUUUUUGAUCGAGUCCGUGUGAAGUAUUCUGCGCGAGGGAAUUUUAUUUCUUUUAUAGAAAAGCUUUGCCCUUUUCCAACAUUUUUCCAAAAAUUUCGUUUUCAUGUCAAUUUUUCCUCUAUUACUUAAAAGAGAGAAUUAUAAAAUUUUCAUUGAGCUUUCAUUUGAUUUUUUUCUCUUUGACAGAAACGAUGAUGAAUCUGAAGGACAAGAAGAAUUUGUUGUGGCCAAAAGAAGAGAAAGGAAACGCUGGCCAUUUGGCGCGUUAUUACUUGACACGACUUAUCGCUCAAAAAAUGACAUUGAAAGCGUUUCGAGAAAGCAUUUUGUGGAAGGCGAAUGGACUCUUGCAAGACAACGAAAUCGUGAGCCAGAGCGAGACGCUGAAUCAGAAAAUUUUGCAUACUUUCAGGAUAGUUUCGUGUAUACAGCGGAUUCAUUCGCUAAGACUUUGUCAGAUUUCAUCUCCGGGGAGAAGGAACUCGACAUCAAAGCGAUGAAAAACGUGAUCAGGGUUUGUACCCAACCUUUUUCUUUUACCAAGAUGGCCAUGGUCACGCAUGGAACGGUUGUACGCGUGACACCUGCGAAGCGGUUCCUUCAACAAGAGCCUUAACCGAAAAACGAGUAUUCACUUUGGAGUCGGAGCUAAAAAUAGAGUCUGACGGUUUUGAGUCCUUCCAAGUACGACGAAAGUGUGUCAAAAAAGAAUAAUUCCAUUUUUUGCUUUCCAUAUCUUCGAUCCUUAUCAAAGAUAACAAAUUUUUUUCUCUGUAGAGAAACUCGGAUCGAGUGACUAGUCUGCUGAUUUGGGAGAAGACAUUCAGGAUGAACCGAAUUUUAAUAUCCAAUAUUGGCCUUAAUGACAUGUGAGUUUCCCCCAAAAUUUAAAAAUUAACUUUUUUUUUUAAGAUUUGACCUGCAAGGAAAUAAAAAGCUACCUUAUUUUCAGGUCAGUCACAAUUUUGUCCCGAAGAAUUUCAGCUCGUCUAGCUGAACUGCUUUUAGAAAUAAUCUCGCCAAAGUUGCAGGAAGAAGCAUCUCUAACCUACGGUUGGACGGCCUCUUGUGCACUCAUUCUUUACGAUCAUCACAAAGAAAGCUUCAGUGGAAUCUCAGAGGUGGGAUUUUGAUCCUGUAUAUACCCAUGAAGUCCAAAGUUUCUCUUGUUUUCUAUUUUAAAUGAAUCUCUAGAGACUUCUAAGCUUGGUCAAUAGGCGGAAAUUUUAUGUUUUUUUUUCCUAUUAAUACUUUUUACCAUCCUCUUUCUUCUGUCACAAUCUGAAACGCCGUAAGGCGGCGUUUGCAGUUUGAAAACGUUUAAAAAAGCCAACUUGUACAUGUUUCACUUUUUAAUUGCAAAUAACUAGACUCUGGUGAAUAGUUAAAAAAAAUUUAAAUUGAAACGAACUUUCGAAGUAUAUUUUUUUCAACUUUCCACUCAUCCAGAAUAAAACGAAAUCGCGCGCAUAAAUUUUGAUUUUUAAUCCAAGUCGCCGUGAAUCAAAUAUUUCUUGUCACUUGGAUUCAAACGAAUUGAACUUACAGCCGGUAGGUGCGGCGACCGCUUCCGGCUCGAUCAGCACGCUUUCUGGCGUUGGCGACGCCAUCCUUGGCAUAAUUAUGAGCGGACUUUUGCCCUUUGAAGAUCUGUCGCCCAGCGAGAUUCUCAACUCGCCUCGCACUUUGUACAACUUCAAAAAUAGCAACUUUUUCAUCGAACUACCAGUCGCCGAUGUCAAACACGAUGAAAGAGUAUUUUCCCGGAUGAGAUUCCUUCUAACAUCUGGUUCAGAUAGAAGAUAGGUCCAAAGCUGUGCACUUUGUUGAGGCUCGCCUUUCAGAAGCAGGUGUGGAAGUCUUCACAAUUAACCGUCAACAGCUGAGCAGCGGAAUUCCUCCCUACAUCAAGGAGUCAAGCCGAGUUCUCGCUCAAAUCACCAAAAGAAAGCUCGGGUUCGAAAACUAAUUGAUUACUAGGGAUCGAAACUCCGUUAAUUCAUUUUCAGGCGCAUCACCAUCUCGUCGGACCCUCGAGAAGUGGAUGAAAAUUAUCCCACUGGCUACUGA